GGUGGUGUUGUACAUAGACGAUCUCUGUGAGUGUAUGGGCGUGAGGUGGGGCACCUUCACUCUGCUUAAACUUGGUGGAAGUUUUGUCUUAACAGCAACAGUCUGAGUUCAAACACAGUUGCGGCUAGCGCUCAGCCAACGACUGACGGCCGCAGUGGCAAAUCAGAGCGAGGCCCGUUAAUUCUUCUGGCCAAUCACAGAGAGGAAAAGUGGAGAAGGCAGGAACUGUGGGGAGUGUCGAUAGCUUUUGGGAGAGUUGACAGCUGUGGACAAAAAGAUAUUGACACAGCAAACUGUCUACAGUAGGUUUUACUGUAACUCUUGUCAUUGGUGGUCAAAGCUGACAGAACUGAGCUGUGAGCUUGUGGACUGAGGUAGACUGGGGUGAUGGCGUCAGGGAAGAACAAGAACCAGACGUCUCUGGUUCUUCAUAAAGUGAUCAUGGUAGGCAGCGGCGGCGUUGGGAAGUCAGCGCUCACGCUGCAGUUCAUGUAUGACGAGUUUGUUGAGGAUUAUGAACCCACUAAGGCUGAUAGCUACAGGAAGAAGGUGGUGCUGGAUGGAGAAGAUGUCCAGAUUGACAUCCUAGACACAGCAGGUCAGGAAGACUAUGCUGCUAUUAGGGACAACUACUUCCGCAGUGGAGAGGGUUUCUUGUUGGUCUUCUCCAUUACUGAACAUGAGUCCUUCACUGCCACAUCAGAGUUCAGGGAGCAGAUCCUGAGGGUUAAGGAGGAGGAGUUGAUCCCUCUGCUCCUUGUUGGGAACAAGUCAGACCUGGAGGAAAGACGGCAGGUUUCUGCAGACGAGGCCACUUCCAAAGCCAAUGAGUGGGGAGUCCAGUACGUGGAAACAUCAGCCAAGACCAGAGCCAAUGUAGACAAGGUCUUCUUCGACCUCAUGAGGGAAGUCCGUAAGAAGAAAAUGUCAGAAAGUAAAGACAAGAACGGCCCUAGUGGAAAGAAGAAGAAGAAACGCUGUUGUAUACUGUGACUUAGACUUGACACAACUGCAAAACAACAACUUCAACAACAACAGCAACAACAGUUUGAAUAAUUAUAGUUGUAAUAACAAUAAUAAUAAUAAAAAGAGGCAGGCUUACAGGAGAACUCUGGAAACAGAGGAUGUCACUUCAAUGUCACUUUAAUUUGAAAAUCCCUUCAAAAUGUCAGGAACUGCAGCCGCACAUUUGUAAAUAUUUCCUUCCACAUUCACUGUUGGAGAGUAGGAGUUUUCUUCACUGUUGUUGUUCUUGUUGUUGAUGUUUUCUUUAUUUAAAGACAAAAAUUAGGUUUAUUUAAAAAGAACCAAAUAUAGACAUUAAGAAACUACAGACAAUCAUUACAUUUGUGAUGCACGCUCUCAUUCAUGGAGUGGAUGUUUGACAGACCAUAAUAACAACGUUUAUCCAUAACGCUCUGUUCAAUACCCAACCUCACAGAGAAAAUCAGUCAUUUUAGCUCACAGUGACACAGCAGUUGAUUACCUACUGCUGCCUUAAUAACCAAGUUCAAAUGAGCAUUUUGUGACAUAAAUUCUUUUUUGUUUGAGUUUAGUCACAAAACAAAGCAAAGUGGGCAGCAGUGGACCUGCAGCGCCUGUGUGCUGUGAGCACUACAUAUCACUGAUGUUCCUUAAGGUCUUUGAUGUGGAACCAGCAGCAUCAACAUAAACUAAAUCUCAGUGAUGAUGUUUGGUACAUAGUGAAAUGUGCACGGUGCCUUAAACCUUUUUUAUUGUUUGCCGUUUUUUUCUCACAUUCCUGUUAUUAUAUGAAAACACUUCAAACACUCCUUUAUAUCAAAUAUGAUCUUCACAUGCUUCACACACACACCCCAGUGUAACUUGUAAUCUAUCAAAUAGUGUGUCUCUUUGUUUUGUGUAUCUGUAUGUGUGUGUGAAUAAGUAUCUUGCAUCAUAUUUCCUAAAAUAUUAAUACUAAUAAAUAUUCAAUUGUCAAAAAUA
Messenger RNA from Cynoglossus semilaevis (tongue sole), 1965 nucleotides. Its product is annotated as ras-related protein ralB-A-like. The coding region runs from base 388 to 993 and encodes 201 amino acids. Lineage: Eukaryota; Metazoa; Chordata; Actinopteri; Pleuronectiformes; Cynoglossidae. Gene Ontology annotation, cellular component: membrane. The record is from RefSeq and is a predicted model, not a curated record. Gene Ontology annotation, biological process: signal transduction. The transcript is spliced from 7 exons. Gene Ontology annotation, molecular function: GTP binding; GTPase activity.